GACCAGGCUGGCCACCCGGAGCCCCGCCGCCAUGAGGUACCCCCUGGUCCCGCUGGUGAACGACCUCACCUUCUCCUUCCUAGCCUUGUGGCUCUGCCUGCCCGUGAGCCUACUGCUCUUCCUGCUGAUCGUCUGGUUCUGCUUCCUGCUCAGCCAAGAUUCCGAGGAAAAUGACAGAGAGUUCCGCUUCAACUGGGAGGCCUGGAGGAAAGGCUGGGAGGAGAUGUUCCGCGGCCAGGAGGAGGAGAGGCAGGCCUGGUGAGCACAACGGCCAGCCCACUGUGACCCUCUACCAGCUUCCCGCCUGCUUCCAGCUUCAUUUCCCGGAAGUCGGAGGCGCUGCAACAAUGACCAAGGUGGACAGGAAGAGGACUCUGGAGAAACAUAUGCUCCCCAGAAACCCCCAGAUCAUCUCCUCCACCGAUGGACACCCCCAGGUCUCCAGGGAACCGAACACCAUCUCCCAGGCCCCGGGUGACCCGUGGCUGUGAUGAUCUAUGUUGGCCUGGGGAGAAGUGGCCGAGGGCCCUCACCCCAAGGAGGCCUCGCAAUGGCGCUGGGCUACUCGACCCGGGUUUCCAGAACCAAGGGGACCCUGACCAGCCUGCUGGCCUGACUACGUCCGCACUCACAGGACUGUGCCUAGGUCACCCCAUCCCUUUGGGAACCCCAGGCUCUUUCCCCUGUCCCCAUCCUUGCCAAGGGAUGGGGGUCGUCCUCUGAACUUCCACUCUCAGAUUCCAAACUCAAGCACAAUCCGCUUUCGGGCUGAUUUAACCACAAAUUUCUGUUCUAUAAAGCACCUCUGAGCAUCUGA
Messenger RNA from Sorex fumeus (smoky shrew), 817 nucleotides. RefSeq names its product adipogenin (gene ADIG). Bases 32 to 262 code for a protein of 76 amino acids. Lineage: Eukaryota; Metazoa; Chordata; Mammalia; Eulipotyphla; Soricidae. The record is from RefSeq and is a predicted model, not a curated record. Gene Ontology annotation, biological process: white fat cell differentiation; brown fat cell differentiation. The transcript has 3 exons. Gene Ontology annotation, cellular component: nucleus; lipid droplet; cytoplasm.